Messenger RNA from Uncinocarpus reesii 1704, 759 nucleotides. RefSeq lists its product as uncharacterized. The transcript has 2 exons. Gene Ontology annotation, molecular function: DNA binding. NCBI's taxonomy places the organism in Eukaryota, Fungi, Ascomycota, Eurotiomycetes, Onygenales, Onygenaceae. Gene Ontology annotation, cellular component: site of double-strand break; DNA replication factor A complex; chromosome, telomeric region. Bases 1 to 759 code for a protein of 252 amino acids. Gene Ontology annotation, biological process: double-strand break repair via homologous recombination; DNA replication; nucleotide-excision repair. The record is from RefSeq and is a predicted model, not a curated record.
AUGAAUGAAGUGGGAAGUAGUCAGAGUGGAAAGAAAGCCACCAAGGAGUCCCUCCGACCAGUAACGAUUAAGCAGCUAAACGACGCAACGCAAGCCUAUACAGAUGCAGAAUUCAAGAUCGAUGAUACAGAAAUCACACAAGUCUCAUUCGUGGGCCAAGUCCGCAAUAUCUCCCAACUAAGCACCUUUACCACAUACAAACUGGACGAUGGGACGGGCGAGAUCGAAGUGAAGCGAUGGUUAGACCGAAGUGACGGCAUGCAGGCAGAUCCCAUGGACACGGAUAGCGCCGCGACAAAAAGGCCCGACAAGAACCAAAUUGUGACGAAUGGAUACGUCAAAGUCUGGGGGAAGCUGAGUUCGUAUAGCAACAAUCGCCGAUCAGUCACAGCGGUUGUAAUUCGGCCUCUGACGAGUAUGGAUGAAUACCACUGCCAUUUCCUUGAAGCUACGUCGAUACACCUUUAUUUUACGCGGGGCCCGCCUCCAAAUAAAGACAAACCCGAAGCUGGGAAGGGCCAAGGCUCGGGUAUGACUGUCACUGGUAAACCUCUUCCGGCGUUGUCGCCCAUGGGCACGAAAUUAUAUGAGGCUCUCAGCAAUACCUUACAAAGCAGAGAAGGACUACACGUACAGCAACUGGCGUCGAUGCUCAAUGCGUCGACGAGCGAUGUCCGCAAAACUUGUGAUGAGUUAGCGGAGCAGGGCUUGAUCUUUACCACGGUGGAUGAGUUUACAUGGGCUGUCAUGGAGUUUUAG